CAAUAGCACACAAAAAUGUAACUUCACCAAUGCGCAAAUAAAGUCAACCGUGCACUUCAGACUGUUCUGAACGCUAUCAGCUGAGUGCAUCGUUAAGUACGAAUGCAACUAGCUAUUGAUUAAAUAGCUGCCCCUGUUUAUUUAUAUAGUCUUGAUCUUUAUCUGCGUGUUUCGUUUCUCAAAACUCCUUAGCCGCGUAUAGAGGCCAAGAAGUUGUUUUGAUAUGGCUAUGGUGUAGUAUAGGGUGGGCUACUGCCCUGUCCUGCAUCAUUUUAGCUAAAUAUGUUGAACGUAAGCUACGCUAUUUAUGUAUCUAUCAGUGCGAAGCAUACUCCUCAGGUCGUGUGUGGAACAGUAAGGCCUGCACUUUCUUGUGUCUAAGCACAUUGGUCAGACGCAGUGCUGAAACGCCUUGGUUAACUUCAAGUGACCAUGAGUCGCUGAAUUUCGCAAUAUGUAUGUAAUGUAUGAUUAUGAAAGUCAGACAAGAAGUUCUUGAAGUUUCAUAGUAGUAGUGUAUUGUCGGGUGAAUUUCACGGUUAACGUUUCAUUGGUUUAGUAACGGUUUACGUUCAUAUUUUGGACAAUUUGACGCCAUAAACACGACCAAUGAGGUGAAUUUGAUCAACCAUUAUAAUGAGUAGCCUAGUCAUGUAUGCGAUGGGCGUGUUUUAAGGUACCUCUACAGAAAAUGCCUACCUCCUUGCUAUUGUAGCCCUACUCUCAUAUCUUACGCUACUGGUAGGGCGGAUUUGACUUUCCCAAGAGUGUAUUGCUGUACGCCGCCUGCGAGGACUUCAUGUAUUUGUAAGGUAAUGCUGUGCUCCGUUUCCAUUCGGUGCUGUGUUGCUGAGGUUGAAUCGUGAAUAUUCAACUCUGCCAUGACUCGUGCGCCUACUUCAACCCUACUUGUUUUCACUGGAGGGGACAAACGUUCAGCUGAAAAUUAAACCACUGAUUGCAUCUGCAGUGGAGCCAUGAGGUAGCUACACCAGCACACAGAAGAAUCACCUCCAAGCCAGUGUGGACUUGCAUACUCGUCUGUGUGUGUGUGCGUUUGACUUUUUAAGUGUGUAAGUGUGUGUGUGUGUGCGACUGGUAGUAGGGGGGCCUCUGGCUGUUGUGCCAGUUUCUCCUCACGGACGGGGUUGUCGGUGAUGGCGCCCUAUAAUGCCGUGCUGCUCCUUGUGCUGUCGCUGUGCUGUGUGUCGGCGUGGGGGGGCUACCCCUUCAGGCCCCCGACGGAGCUGGACGUCACCCCGCGGACCACCGUGUUUGCCAGCGGGCUCCUCGGGUGUGAGCGGUUCCAAGGCUCUGUGGUGAACUACAGCACCCUGCUGUUGGAGGAGAAGCAGGCGCCUGAGGGAGGCGAAGAGAGCGAAGGUGGAGGGGGAGUGCUGUACGUCGGAGCCAGGGGUGCUGUUUACGCCUUACCAGCCAGCAACAUAUCAGCUAGUCCUCCCCGCACAAUCACGUGGGACGCACCAGUUGAACAGAAGAAACAGUGCCUGGAUAAGGGCAGAGACAACAAAACCGAGUGCUUCAAUCACAUCCGGUUCCUGCAGCGCUUCAACAGCACACACCUGUACAUGUGUGGAACCCAUGCUUUUAAGCCCCUCUGCGCAUAUAUUGAUGCAGAGAAGUUCAGGAUUUCUUCAGGCUUCGAGGAGGGACGCGAGAAGUGUCCAUAUGACCCAGCUAAAGGCUACACUGGACUCCUCAUAGAUGAGCAAAUGUAUACAGCCUCUCAGUAUGAGUUCAGGAGCUCUCCUGACAUCAGGCGGAAUUCUCCCACCCCCACCAUCAAGACAGAGGAGGCCCCCACAAGAUGGCUCCUGGAAGCAGAUUUUGUGGGCUCGGCGUUGGUGCGCGAGAGUGUCAACAGCUCCGUGGGCGACGACGACAAGCUCUACUUCUUCUUCACAGAGAAGAGCCAGGAGCAGAGCGCCUUCAGCGGGCAGGGCCGCGUGGCCCGCGUGGCACGCAUCUGCAAGGGUGACCAUGGGGGCCAUCUGACACUGCAGAGGAAGUGGACGUCCUUCCUGAAGGCACGCCUCGUCUGUUCGCUGCCCGACUACCAGCUCCACUUUAACGUCCUGCGCAGCGUAUUCACCCUCAGUGGAGCCUCCGCACGCGACACACUCUUCUACGGGAUCUUUGGCCUGGAAUGGAAAAACGUGAAGGCGUCGGCCAUCUGCCAGUACUCCAUUGGGGACGUGUGGCAGGUUUUUGAGGGACCCUACAUGGAGAGCCAGGACUCCAGCUUCAAGUGGAGCGAGUACAUGGGCAAGACCCCCGAGCCACGGCCCGGAUCGUGCAUCACAGACCGGCUGCGGGCCAAGGGUAUGAACUCGUCCUUUGACCUGCCGGACGACGUGCUGCACUUUGUGCGCCGGCACCCACUCAUGUUCCAGCAGGUGCAGCCGCGGCUGCGCCGCCCCCUGCUGUUCAAGAGGAGCACGGACUACACCCAGCUGGCCGUGCACAGCCAGCCGGCGCUGGACGGCCGCGUGUACAACGUGCUCUUCAUCGGCACAGAUGAGGGCUGGCUGCACAGGACUGUGGAGAUAGGAGGUCGUCUGCACAUUAUUGAGGAGCUACAGCUCUUUGAGCAGGCCCAGCCUGUGGACAGGAUCAUCAUCUCUGGAGCUCAGAGGAGUGUGUAUGUGGGCUCUGCCUCAGAGGUGGUGCAGGUGCCCAUGUCCACCUGCGACAGGUAUGGCUCCUGCUAUGACUGUGUGUUCUCCAGGGACCCCUUCUGUGCCUGGGACGGGGAGGAGUGUGUGGAGGUCUCAUCUCACUCUGACAGGUCUAAUCUGACGCAGGACAUUCAGCAGGGGAACAGGGGCUGUGAGAAUGAGACAGCAGAUGUCUUACAGCGCAGUCGCUCGGUGAUGCAGGGUGACGACGUGCUGCUGCAGUGUGAGCUGAGCUCCAACGUGGCGUCGCCCGAGUGGACGCUGGACGGCGAGCGCCUGCAGGGCUACGGGCUGGACUCGGGCUUCCGCGUGGGCACCGACGGCCUGCUGCUGAUCGCCGUGCGGCCCGAACAGAGCGGCCGCUACAGCUGCUUCGCCCUGGAGAACGCCGUCCGCGUCCCCAUGGCCACCUACGACAUCGCCGUCCUCACGGAACGAGGCCCGGCACUCCCGCCGCCCGAGCCCACGCAGCCUGACGAGGACUUCACCAGCGCCUUCUCAACCAAGCCUCCUCACGCUCACACCUUUCAGGCCCCCAGCCAGAGCUCCACCACCGGGGCCCCGCGCGGCACCACCAACGUCCCGGUCGCCCCUCCUCUGCCCCCCCGUUCGGACUUCCUGUCUGUAAAGAACAUGGAGGCCAUGUACCUGUCCCUGGUGACCAUCCUCGGGGGCCUGUGCCUGGUGCUGACCGUGGUGCUGCUCUACGUGGGCUUCUGUGUGAGCAGCCGCCGGGGCAAGUACUCGCUGUCCACCGCCCAGCGCCACCGCGGCGCCCUGGAGCUCCGCACCGUCUCCUCGCACUGCAACGGCACGUGCCGACUAGGAGGGGGCGGCGUGCACACCGACGGCCUCCUCCAGAUCGUGCCCGGCGAGGCCUCGCCCAACAAGGACCACGCGCUUCCGCCGGCCCCGCCCUUGCCCCCGCCGCCCUUGCCGGAGGCGGACUUCGCCAACGGGCUAGCGGCGGCGCUGCCCAGCGUGUUGAGGAAGAUGAACGGGAACAGCUACGUGCUGCUGCGGCAGAGCGAGAGCGAAAGCAGCUCGCCGCUCUACUACUCCUUCACCGAGGAGCUCAACCGCAUCCUGGAGAAGAGGAAGCACACACAGCUGGUGUCCACGCCGGAUGAGAGCUCUGUCUAACCUAUCUGCCUGCUCACAGUGCCCCUCUGUGGUUGGAAGUCUGAACUGCAGCCACCCCCUGUGAAAGAAGUUGAAAAGUGGGAAUGCCGUGAAAAUUUCAAACCCCCCUUAACCCUGCAGCUAGAGGUCCUACACUGACUGAACUAAUUAAAUGUCACAUGCAAAUUUUUUGUGUCAAAACAUAAAUUGGCAUGAACGAACAACAUUCACCACACAAAUUGUGGGCUCAGAUGUGAACAACGCACUUCAGAGACUUCCGAAGGAGACCAACCUUCUGGAGUUUCUAUGGAGUAUCUACCUCAGCCGUUAGCAGCAACCUGGCCAUGUUCCUCUUCGUCCGUGAGGAAAAGUGAGACUGAGGGGGUCAGCAGGGUCACCAGAGGCUCAGCAGCAUACGGACUUAGGAGUACAAAAAGGCGUGAUCCUCAGAAACAGCCUCAAAGGCCAUGGCUGCGGACCGAGCAGAACUUUGUCCUUAGGGAGUGUUGGGGCGGCACCGGGACUUAGCCGAGGCUAGGGGAUGAAAGGAGGGCUUGGUUGAGAGACUCUGCCCCUGCUUUACUUAUCCGCUCUCCAAACAGAGGCAGCUGGCCAAAAAGACACGCAGGACGUGCUCCGUGUCUAAACCAGCCGUCUGCAAUACCAUGUCUUUGUUCUUUUUAAUGUCUUAUGAAAUGUGCUUUUUUUUUUUUUUUUUUUUGCUCUUGUAAUUUAUGAUAACACUAACCACACUGAUAGGAAGUAAGAUAAACUGACAACUAACAGUGUAAGAUCCACCUGAACUUGUCCAUUUUAAAAGCCUAUUAAGCAGACAGAGCCAUUGUACAUAAUGUCCUUGUCCUUGAAGUCUCAGCAACACGAGAGACUUGGAUGCUUACAGUAUUAAUCGUUUGGAUGCACUUUAAGAGUUCUGGCCUUGGGUUUCUCAACAGUCACUUGUCAGAAUUAAAAGGGACAGUUGGAGCGUGAAGUGACAUUUCUGAACACACGUUCACAACCGUUGCUGGAGUAUUAUUAUGGGAUGGAGCAGCAGCACAAACACUGAUCAGAACUGAGUGGGUGGAUUCAUUAUUCGUCCGAUGAAUGGAUUUGUACAGGAGCCACCAGACAUCAACGACUAGACUUAUAUCAGCGAGCCACUGGAUCACUUCGAGCUUGGCAUGUCAAGCUAGUAACAUGGAUUUAUAGGAUAGCUUCCAUAUGGGAGCAUUGUUGUUCACUCUGGGUAAUCUGCUACUAGAUCAGCAGACCACCUAGAUGGCCAGAGACUCUCUGCUUGAAGGGGAAAAGAAACACACACCCCCACCCCAUCUACACUUCCAUGAGAUCAGUCCUCCGCACGCACCCUCUCUUCCUCCAUCCCUCCCUCCCUCCCUCCCUUCCGUGGGGGGGGGGGGGAAUCAGUGGUGACUUGGUUUCCAUAACAACUGCAAGUAGCAGAGAUUUGAGGAGUCGGGGGCUUCAGAGACAUGGGGAGAGGAUGCUUGUGACCGUAGACCAGCUCGGGCUGCUUCUGUCCCGUCCUCGGCUUCCAUCACAGGCCACAGAGAGGUGCUCCAGCCAGCAUCAUGGAGCCGCCGUCACAGGGAUGAGAGGAUGCUCACGAACUGAAUGGACAUGUUUCAUGGACGUGGGAAUGAACAGUAUUUCAAAGGGACAUUGCAUAAUGCAUUACUGUUAUUAUUGUUGUUAUUCCACAUGCCACUACGCUAUGGUUCCUAUCCGCCAAUCAGGUUCUCAAUCUCGCCACUACUCUGUGGCUUAACUGUGGAUAUCAAGUGUUCUUUACAAAAGAAAAGUCAUUAUAUUUAUUCCAGAAUUCUUUUUUGUACGGUUUUAUUUGGGUUCUUACUUGAUGUUUGUUGUUUUAUAGUUGUGUAAAACAGUUAAACACUGAUUUGGUUGAUAGUUGAGUUGCAUGUCAGUCCUUUGUGCAUGCAUGUCUGUCAGUGAGUUCCCUGGGAUGGGACACCAGCACACGUCCAGAGGCAUCACGCUGAAGCGUUCUUUAGCCGUUAAAAUCAGUCCCUUUUAGAGCCAUUCAUUAUAUAGAAAUAACAAUACAACACAUUGCUAUUUUUAGCUUGCAUUUAUCAGAAUUCUGCAGAAUAUUUGAUUUAUGGAAGUCCACAGAACAUUGUUAAAAUCCCAUCCACUAGAUGGAUGACAAUACUCUGUGUGAGGUAUCCUCUGGUAAGAUUUAUGUUGUUCAUAUGAUGGCUGCUAGGUUUCAUCGUAGCUUAGAAUACUGCAGUGGGAUCUCCACUUCCCCUUACCACAUGUAAGCUCCCUCAAAAUGAAUACCAGGAGAGUUCUUGAUGGAUACCAAUAUACUGGCCAUAAUCCCCCAGUGAAAUCACCAGGGCCUGGACAUUAAUACUCAUUUCCUGAGAGGGUAGCUGUGGGAACAAAUGUUGCUCACCAACAGAGGGGAAGAGGAGAGAUGAGAAAGGAGGGGAGAGCAGAAGACAGGAGGAAAGGAGAUGAGGGAACAGAGGAUAAGAGUAAUUAGAAGCUUGGCCCACAAGGGAUCUGGGACCACAGGCUAUGCUCCCUAUCUCAUUUUCUCUAGGCAAGCCAGGGCGAGCACACUAAGGACAAAUAUAAUACAUGAUCCCCCUAUACACACACACACACACAUACACACACACACAUACACACACACACACAUACACACUUGUGUCUCCAUGCUCUGUUAACAUGUUAAUACACGAGGUAUGUCACUGUGGGUGCAGCGGGUGGGCGUGAUGACUUAUCUGUUUACACUGUAGUGGAGCGAAUCCAGCGGUCUAAUAAACACCUUCAACUUCAGCUUA
This is a messenger RNA of Clupea harengus (Atlantic herring), 6658 nucleotides long. It is a transcript of the gene sema4ga, whose product is annotated as sema domain, immunoglobulin domain (Ig), transmembrane domain (TM) and short cytoplasmic domain, (semaphorin) 4Ga. Gene Ontology annotation, cellular component: plasma membrane. Lineage: Eukaryota; Metazoa; Chordata; Actinopteri; Clupeiformes; Clupeidae. Gene Ontology annotation, molecular function: chemorepellent activity; semaphorin receptor binding. The record is from RefSeq and is a predicted model, not a curated record. Gene Ontology annotation, biological process: semaphorin-plexin signaling pathway; negative chemotaxis; axon guidance.